Molecule: messenger RNA, 828 nt
Organism: Bacillus rossius redtenbacheri
Lineage: Eukaryota; Metazoa; Arthropoda; Insecta; Phasmatodea; Bacillidae
Product: melatonin-related receptor-like
Exons: 2
Coding region: 1-828 (275 amino acids)
Source: RefSeq, a predicted model, not a curated record
AUGCACGACAAGAAGACAGCGCGCCAGUACACGGCUUUGCUCUUAGAGGUGAUAGCGCGCUACAAGCACCAGCUAGCAUCGCACUUAUCAGCCCGCAUCAACAACACAGGUGCACCACUGGCUAGAAAGCAUAUCCAGUCCGACAGCAAGCAUGUCCGGUCCGACAGCAAGCAUGUCCGGUCCGACAGCAAGCAUGUCCGGUCCGACAGCAAGCAUGUCCGGUCCGACAGCAAGCAUGUCCGGUCCGACAGCAAGCAUGUCCGGUCCGACAGCAAGCAUGUCCGGUCCGACAGCAAGCAUGUCCGGUCCGACAGCAAGCAUGUCCGGUCCGACAGCAAGCAUGUCCGGUCCGACAGCAAGCAUGUCCGGUCCGACAGCAAGCAUGUCCGGUCCGACAGCAAGCAUGUCCGGUCCGACAGCAAGCAUGUCCGGUCCGACAGCAAGCAUGUCCGGUCCGACAGCAAGCAUGUCCGGUCCGACAGCAAGCAUGUCCGGUCCGACAGCAAGCAUGUCUUGUCCGACAGCAAGCAUGUCCGGUCCGACAGCAAGCAUGUCCGGUCCGACAGCAAGCAUGUCCGGUCCGACAGCAAGCAUGUCCGGUCCGACAGAAAGCAUGUCCGGUCCGACAGCAAGCAUGUCCGGUCCGACAGCAAGCAUGUCCGGUCCGACAGAAAGCAUGUCCGGUCCGACAGCAAGCAUGUCCGGUCCGACAGCAAGCAUGUCCGGUCCGACAGCAAGCAUGUCCGGUCCGAAAGAAUGUCCGGUCCGAAAGAAAGAAUGUCCAGUCCGACAGCAAGCAUGUCCGGUCCGAAAGAAUGUCCGGUCUGA